Molecule: messenger RNA, 2673 nt
Organism: Ectocarpus sp. CCAP 1310/34
Lineage: Eukaryota; Phaeophyceae; Ectocarpales; Ectocarpaceae
Source: the annotation of a GenBank genome assembly
GCGCCACACUCUCCCGGUAGGUACAUUUAUCGUUACUUUAUUUAUAUUGCGUGCGGCCUUUUUCUUUUAGCCACACGUUCCCGGCACACGUGUUGUGAGUUGUUUUUGUGUGCGUGUGGCUCAACACGUUCCUGGUAAACGAUUGCGUGCUCGUUCCGUCAUUUGUUGCGUUGUAUUAUUUUUAUGGCCAUACCUACGUCGGUAUUGGGCACAUUUUAUCGUUUAUGUUCCUGCAUGGCGUUAUGUGUCGUGGAAAUGCUGCCUCUUGUUUUGCAGCUGGCAUCCAUACCACCCUGGUUAAUUUUCAAUGGUGCCUGCUUUGCAUAUUUUUUAUUCACCUGUGCUUUCAACCGCCGACGAGUUUUCGACAUUUGGAAUCGGUGCCCUUGUCGACUAGAAAACAAUCAGCAUACCGUCUUUGGUUCCUGCCCACACGACACACGUUUCCGUGCGUUCCACCGUUGAACCGCUUCGUGCCUUCCCGCACACACGUUUUUUUGUCUCCGUUUGUCUUCUCUAGGGUGGGUGGCACACCCCCUGCGCCUCCAGGUCCAGCAUCACCGGUGCCAGCUCCAGCAUCGGCGCCAGCUCCAGCACCGGCGCCCGUCCCAGCACUGGCGCCAGCUUCAGCACCGGCGCCAGGUCAAGCAUCGGCGCCAGCUUCAGCACCCGCGCCCGCUUCAGCACCGGCGCCCGCUUUAGCACCGGGGCCCGCUCCAGCACCGGCGCCCGCUUCAGCACCGGCGCCCGCUCCAACGCCGGCAGCGGGAGGAGCGCCGGUGGCCAAAGGUGAUGCAUCCGGCGACAUGAUGUUUCCCGGAGAAACAGAGCGGGGAGAUGGGCUCGGCGGCGUUCUCUUCGGUACGCCGGCAGAGAACAAGAACAAGAGGAAGAAAGGACAGCUGGAGUUGGAGCCGCCGGGCUUCCCGAUCCCCGAGUUUGGUGGCGGAAGCCAACGGAAGCGCUACCCUCUGAAAUUUAAGGUGGAUGCGGUGAGGUACUCACAGAGGAGGGUCAAGGGGGCACAAGGGCCGGACGGGACUGUUGGGAUAACCUACGCGAGCAGAGUCCUGGGCAUUCGCGACAAAUCGACGUUGGCGUUGUGGGUCAAGGAGAUCGACAAGUACGAAGCCGCGCUGGCGAAAAUGGACACGUACAAGGGCGGAGCGAAGCGCAAGAAGACGCCAGCCAACAAGCGCUUGUCGCUGCAUGCCGGACGGAUCCGGACGCACACAGCGGCCGAGGGCGAGAUCGUGGACUGGAUCAACGAGCUGCGUUCUGAAGGCAUCUCCGCCCGUGUUUCGACGAAAAUGCUCAAGAACAAGGCCGUCGAACUCAACCCGAACUUCUUCGGAGAGAGGCCGGCGCCAUCCGAUCUCCAGGGCUGCCAGAAGUACAACAACAGGCAGAACCAGUGGUGCAGGAGGCUAUCAAGGAGAUUUCUCAGGGUCUACCGCUUCUCUGUGCGAGCGGUCACCCGACAAGGCCAGAAACUUCCUUCUGGCUGGCCCGUGAUCGCCAUGCAGGCUAUCAAGGAGUGGAGGACGCUGAAGUACGACGUGCCUUCCGCGCUCGAACUUGCGGACGGAGUCGAGUGCCUGGGGGUUGCGGCAGGGGCGGGAGCCAGCGCGAGCGGCAGCGGGGGUGGGAGUGGCGCUGUGAUUCCUUCGGGUCCGCGUCUCAAGUUCGACUUGGCGCAGAUCGGCAACAUGGACGAAACCCCCACGUGGUUCGAGAGCCCGGGGAAGGACACUGUGAACGUGAGCGACAAGGAGAUUUCCGUCAAAACCGGCGGCAAGGAGAAGAUGCGCAUCACAUCGGUUCUGACGGUGUUCGCCGACGGCACCAAGCUGCAGCCCCUUCUCAUCUUCAAGGGUCAGCCCACUCCGAAGGGGAAGUCCCCCGCCGCCAACAGCAUCGAGCGCGAGUUCAAAGACUACAGGGACAAGAAGGGCUGCGCGUACCCGCGAGGUAUGGCCUACGCCGUGGACCCCAAGGGAUGGCACUCCCAGCGGGUGUUCGACGAGGUGUGGGUGCCGCAGGUGUGGAACCGGCGCCCGGGGCGGCUCGACCGCCUGGGCGGCUACCGUCAGCCUGACACGCUUCUUGCGUGGGACGACUACACCGUCCACAAGACGGACGCGUCUACCAAGGCGAUGAAGGAGUCCAACACGACGCUGUUCCUCAUCCCGGGAGGCCUGACUCCAAAGCUCCAGCCUUGCGAUGGCCUGGUCAACAAGAUCUUCAAGGCAAACAUGUCCAAGCUCUACGACGACCACAUGGCUUCCAAAGACGUCACGCGCAACGAGCGGGGCUAUCCGGAGCCCCCUUCGCGGGGCUUGGUCGCACAGUGGGUCAAGAAGGCGUGGGAUGCCUUGACCGCGGACGAAAUCCGCUCGAGCUGGAGGAAGGCUGGCCUGCUGCUGCCCUACGACGGGUCGGGAGACGAGGCCUGGGCCAACAAGGAGCUCGAUUCCAACGCCAAGGGGGAGCCCAUCCGCGGGCCAUCGGACGCUGCGGACAAGGCUGACCCGCCGACAGGAGGCAAGAACGAGAACUUCCUGGAGGUGUUGGACAUCGACGAUGACGACGAGACGGGUGUGGUGGUGGUGGACGUGAGCGACGACGAGGGCGGGGAGCUGUGAGGCAUCGGCAGCGAUGCUAGUGUUGAGA